AGAGCCGCAGCACUGGGAUUAAGACGUAGCCGAAGUUUUCAAGCUGAUCCUCAGUUCAUUUAAACAAUGUCGGAAGAAAGUACAACAAACAAGGCUUUAUGGAAGUUAAAACGUUAUGGGCGUUUUCUGCCAAAAGCUAAAAAUGUCGGAGGAAGCUCUUCAUGGAAGGUGUUCGAGUCCAGUGAAAGCAAAGGCACGUUGGAGCUGACGAUCCUGGAAUCUGGUCAUCUGCUUGUCUCACAGGCUCAGGAACUAUUGGAAGGCUUCUCUCUUCUCAACGCUCAGAGCUUUCUGAAGAUCCAGCAGAAAUCAGACAGCCUGCUUUUCUAUUUUACACUAAAGGAAGAGAGUCGUAUGAUACGGGUACAGUUUGAGGGCAGCAGCCGGUCUGAAGCUGUAGAUUUAUGCAGGAAGGCAGUUGAGAGAUUGAAUGAAUAUCUGCCUGUAGGCACCCAGGAGCAGCCCGGGCCUUCAUCUGCAACUCACACCGCUGGAAUCUCUAUCCAGCAACAGCAGACUCCUGUAGCGGCACCGCAGGAGAUCCGUGACGUUACCCAGGAAUCUCUGUCCAUCAAGCAGCUUUCUCAGUACUUCCUGGGUGAGAGUGGACUGUCCAUGCCAUUGGCAUAUCAUCAUUUCACUCUGCCUCCAGGUGACACGGAGGCUCUGUUGCGCCUGUGUUUGCUCGACUCUGGCUUCCCUAGUUUCGUAGAAGAGGUGGAGAACAAGCUAAAAGCCUUGAUCCAAGAAUGAGUUACAGCUCAUAUAAAGUGAUAUGCUGUUGCUGAUUCGUUGGCCAGGUGAGGCAGGAUACGCUUUAUUAGAAAUAGCCAGGAACUUCUGCUCUCCUUGGAUACCUUCAUACGGUCAAGAUGUGCAGUCAGUAUUCUGUAGAAAAGCAAGCAAAUGUUUAACACAAGCACACCGUGUAGUGCGUUAUUGCCCUUGUUAUAUCUAUUUAUUAUAGUUCCUUAGCAACAUGUGACAGUUUUUCAACAGUUAUAAGAUUAAUUAGAAGAUUUUGUAUUCAUUCUGAAUGUGUCCUUUGGGUUUUGGUAACACUUGCUGUGAAAACGUGUUCCUAAAACGCUUUAAUGCAUUUCUAUUUAUUAAUGCAUAUCCAUUGCACUUUAUAGCGAUGUUUCUGUUAUUUAUCGUGUAACGAAGACUACAAGACAGAACGUGCGGUCAUACAGAAAGAGUCCAUAAUGGAGUGGUGUGAUGCGACACCACACAGUCUGGAGUGUGUUCUUUCACAAUAGUUUAUUUAUUCUUGUACAACACGUCACACAUUUUACCGUUUUAAAGGUAGAUUUAAUAUCGCAAGUUUGUUAUAGCAGUAAUAAAGAGUCUUUCAGUUAUCCAGCCUCUUCUUCUUCUGUCUCUGUGAAAACUUUACAAAACACAAAAAAGUUACUUAACACAAAGCUCACAAUCGAGACUGAUUAUUAGUCUUAAGUUUUCCUGGAGCUUCGCUGUACAAGUCCCUGUUUAAGAGCUGUUAGUAUAGGAACAAUAACGUAUGGGACAAGUGCAUUGAUAUUAACAUGCAGUCUAUGAUUCAGCUGCCACACAAAAAUAGCGCACACCUUCUGACCAAUCGGAUUCAAGGAUUCGGCUGCACUGUGGCAUACGGCUCGUUACACCACAGUAGGUGUUGAUUAGUUUUCCAUUACAGCACAGAAUUGACCAUUCUGUACCGUAGCAACAGCCCACACACACGGACGUCUGAGGCAGUACAUUACAUCAUAUAAGAAUAAGCUUAUUAACGUCUCUUUUAUUUUCUGUUUAAAUAAAGAGGGACUGGCGCGUUAACGACUGCUACGGCGUAAGGGAUUACGAGAACCCACUUCAGAGAUGUUCACUCCGUAAAAUAAGCCGCUAAAAAGAGAGACGGUAAAUAAAUAGCACGGAAUUGCAACAGUUGCCACAUGUAUAACACAUUUAGCUUGGUGGUGAAAUUGGCAGUGCGCUUAUACUAUUAAUGUGUUUUAUUACAUUACUGUAUAGACAUUACUAUAGAGUGUAAUGCAUUCAUAGACAUAUAUAUAUAAAGAAUACUUUACAUUCUGAAUGUAUUAUAGAUGAAUAUAGUUAUGACCUUGAUUGUAAACGUUGCCCUGUUUAAUUAGCCCAUCACAAAUAAAUACAUUUUUCAUUUU
Tachysurus fulvidraco (yellow catfish) is the source of this 2162-nucleotide messenger RNA. RefSeq names its product REC114 meiotic recombination protein (gene rec114). The transcript has 7 exons. NCBI's taxonomy places the organism in Eukaryota, Metazoa, Chordata, Actinopteri, Siluriformes, Bagridae. The record is from RefSeq and is a predicted model, not a curated record. The coding region runs from base 67 to 753 and encodes 228 amino acids.